Sapajus apella (tufted capuchin) is the source of this 1813-nucleotide messenger RNA. RefSeq lists its product as uncharacterized. The transcript has 2 exons. Bases 69 to 674 code for a protein of 201 amino acids. NCBI's taxonomy places the organism in Eukaryota, Metazoa, Chordata, Mammalia, Primates, Cebidae. The record is from RefSeq and is a predicted model, not a curated record.
AUCCUUGACUACGUUCCGCAGGCUGCCCUGUCUUCCAGCCCCUGGCCUGGCCCUGUAGCUUUAGGCUAAUGUGCAUGACUGGACGCGAUACUGCGGUCUGCUACUUAAAUGAGAUUUGUACCAGUCCUUUUUCUGAACACUGCCAGAUGGGCAAAGGGGGUCCGGCUAGAGGAGGCUUCCCAGCUCAGGGCCAUUUGGAGAUCCUGUGGGCUCAGAGAAAAGUCCUCUCAAAUGCAGGAGACAAGCAAGGGAAGGGAAUCUCAGGGAAGACAGCGUCUCACGGCUAUACCCGUUCCUGGGAAGGCCUGGGGCUUUCUUCUAGGCUUCCUUUGUGGGUUUGGGUUCACAUUUCUCCAUUUCCUCACAGGAUUGAGGGCUCAAUUUCUAAAGAAGGGGAAGUAGAGGGAAAAUGGGCUGUUGUCCUUACAAAGGAAAUGGUCUCAUCUUUUCAAUGUCCCAGGCCCUCUGGAAAGCCCACAGAGACCCCACAUUCCCUGCCUGGGAAUCUGAAUAAAAAUAACAUCAGGCCUCUUGGAAUAGCCACAGAUGUUGUUCUCAUUUUCAUACAUUUAGAAGCAAACAUAAACAUUGAAUUAAUUCUGGCACCCACUAGUGACUGCAGUCAACCCCAAUGUUACAGUCUGGCCUGUGGGCAGCAGAUGGCAGGAAUGUAGCAUAGGGACAGGGCCCCAGGACAGGACAGUAGUUACAGACCGCAGGGCUGGGCAGAGCAGGGCCCCAGGACAGGACAGCACUGCAGACCACGGGGCAGGGCAGGGCCCCAGGACGGGACAGUAGCUGUAGCCCAGAUGCAGUUACUGUUCUGGGACCUUCCUGAAGUAAGGGGCAGAGGCCCAGUGCCUCAGAGACCAAAUGCCUCUGAACUCUUUCCCCUCUCAAUUCCUGCGCCUUCCUCUAACCAGGGGAGGUCAUGGCUCAUUGACACGGCCUGAGCCCCAGAGAAUCUUCAGAGAGCUGCCCAGACUGGGAAAAAGAGGCUGGACACAUACAUCUUCAGCAAUACCCAAACCCCCGCAAACACACACACCAAGAGAAUCCCCACAGCAGGAACAUGCCAACAGCAUUGAGCCUUGUAAGGCAAUCUCUAAGAGGACAGGAAGAGGGAUAGAUUUGGGAGUGUGGGGAAACUUGGCCCCGAUUCAUUACACCUGCCUUUAAAGUGCACCAUCAAUGUUGCAUGCUGUUUUCUUCCCAUGUCUGCAGAGCCCUUUGUUCUCUGGCCAUUGCUGAGCAGCCUGACUCCCAGACAAGGCCAGACAGAUUGUUGUAAAGUUUGGAUUUCCACUGGCUCUCUCCAUCUAAUGAGCUGUCACUCAGAACUCUGCCUCAGAAGCCAGGCAGUGCCUGAAAGAAGUUGGAGGGGACGGUAGGUGUGACAGGACCCACAGCUGGGCCUGAGCCUCGCUGGGCUAGCAGGAAGUCUGGAGUGCCCUACACUCCAGCCCCAAAUUCCACUCUGAAGGACCAACUUAGCCUUUGAGUCACCUGGUCUCCCGAGGGCAGAGCCUAACUGUGGGCAAGGCCUCUGGAUCGUGCAUGCCCCUCAGGCCAGAGCCACCACUUGGCAUUGCUCACCUUCUCUCUUCACAGGACUGUCCUCUGGAAUGGCUUGAGAUGGAGCCCCAAACCCCUGGGCCCCCACAGCCUAUGCUGGGUCCUGCAGAUCUCACAACUGGAAUCCUUUCUUUGAAGUAUCCAGAAGGCCUUCUUAAGAUGCAGCUGUAGGCUGGGCAUGAUGGGACAUGCCUGUAAUUCUAGCACUUGGAGAGAUUGAGGUAGUAGGAUCACUUGA